Molecule: messenger RNA, 2763 nt
Organism: Asterias rubens (European starfish)
Lineage: Eukaryota; Metazoa; Echinodermata; Asteroidea; Forcipulatida; Asteriidae
Product: major facilitator superfamily domain-containing protein 6-like
Exons: 4
Coding region: 250-2166 (638 amino acids)
Cellular component (GO): plasma membrane
Source: RefSeq, a predicted model, not a curated record
GUGGGGUGCUUUAGAUUUAUGCACUGUACAUGUAGGUGUUUAAAGCAAGAGGUAGGUCAUACAGGCCCAAUUCACCGGUGCCGAGUUUAGUAAGAAGUCUGUCUACAGUGACAGAAUUCCGUGGCAGGGAAAACUCAUCAGAAGAACGGAGCUACGGUUUUGUCCAAGCGCUUUAUUUUGGCAACAAACAGGGUAGCUCUGUCGAGUUGGUUGGAGUUGUUAAAGACAUAGCUACAUCUGAGAUAAACGAUGUAUAACCCUGGAGACGAUACUCUAGUCAUUGAGAGGAAGGAUGUUGUAGACACUGAAACAGAAGAUGAAGACGAUGAUGCGUCUUCAUCCUCAGGGAAAAGAUACAAAGGAUACUGCUUUGGUAGACUUAAUCCAGACCUCCUCCUCUGUAAGAUCUUCUAUUUCACCUUCUACGGUUCUUACGGAAGCUUGUAUCCACUCAUCGCAGUCUACUUCAAGCAACUGGGUCUCACUGCUACUGAGAGUGGUAUCCUCGUUGGUAUCAGACCAUUUGUGGAGUUCUGUGCUGCGCCAAUGUGGGGUGCGGUGGCUGAUACAUGGCGUAAGGCUAAGUUUAUCUUGUUACUUUCACUCGUUUCGUGGUUGGUGUUCACUGAAGCUGUAGCUUUCAUCGAACCUGGGAAUACAGUUUGUGUCAUGUUGAAUACUACCAACCCUAAUAUUACUGUUGUUGUGGAUAGUACUGGCGUCAGGAUAACUCACGUUAAAAGUGUCCCUAAAGGACAUGUGGAAGUGGUUGACAUUUCUGUCAAGAAGAGAAAAUAUUCGAAUAUACUUCUAGACGAUGUAAGUUUUCUUAACGAGUCAUUCACUCAAAGAAAUGAGCUGUUUACUACCGAUGAGAACAGUGUUUCCACGCCUCCAAUUAAAGCCAAAAAACCCUUGGAUCGUACAUUGACUUUUAUCAAGUACAAAUAUGAGAACACUAAAAGUGUAUUUAUUCUACUUCUUCUGUUGAUGAUUGUUGGCGAGUUCUUCAGCUCACCAACUAUCACCCUUGCCGACUCGGCCACCCUGGGUUACCUCGGCCACCAAAGGAUGGAGUUAUACGGUCGCCAGAGAAUGUUUGGCUCCUUGGCCUGGGGUCUUAUCAUGUUUCUUGAAGGCCUGAUCUUAGAAAGGACCAAGAUAGUGAGUGUAGAAUGUGAUGGUUAUGCGAUGCAAGAAAAGGAAAAUUACCUCAUUUGUUUUGGUACGUAUGCUGUGCUGAUCACAUGUUCAUUCUUCAUAGCCACUCAACUUUCUUUCACGUACCAAGCAGCGGAAAAGAAGAAACUCACAACGUACAAAGAUCAAUCGUCCGAUGAAUUGAUUCUGUUGCAACAGGUUAAUACCAGUGGAAAACGCAAAGAAACAUACACCAGUAAGAAGAAGAAACAAUUGGUCCUUGAAAACAGCGACGAUGGGGAGCCGAAAUACAGCGAGGUUCUUGGCUUGUACGCCAGCGUCAAAUACGGAACUGUGUUGUACGUCGUCUGGUUUGCAGGCUUCGGGUUUGGGUUCCUCUUUACAUUUCUCUAUUGGCAUCUCAAGGAGCUUGGAGGACCACCGACACUGUUUGGAGUUGCAUCUAUGGUCAAUCAUUCAUCUGAAGUGACUGGAUAUUUCUUUAGUAGUUGGUUGAUACGGAAGAUGGGUCAUAUUCCAUUGAUAUGUUUGGGAUUGAUGUGUUUUGCAGUUCGGUUUAUUGUCAUCUCGUGGCUGGUGAAUCCAUGGUGGGUGCUCGUUGUGGAAUCUUUACAAGGAUUAACCCAUGCUGCUAUAUGGGCUGCUAGUACAUCUUACAUCGGAGCAGCCACCUCCCAGAAGAAUCGCUCGUCUGCCCAAGGAAUUCUCCAGGGUGUGUACCACGGAUUAGGCCGUGGAUGUGGAGCUAUCUUCGGCGGCUUGAUCAUAUCGUCGUACGGUACCGUCACUGCCUUCCGAGGUAUAGGAGUGUCUUACCUGGUCGUGGUUCUCAUCUUUGCUUUUGUUCAAUACAUGGAGAAUGGUAACGAUGAGAAAGACAAAACAGAUGAUGAGGAGGACGCCCUCUCGCAGGUGACUCAAGAGACGGAUUUAACUCGCGAAGAUGAGGGCGCCACCUCGCGUUUAGAGGAGGAUAGCGAUUUGGAUGGAAGCGGAACAGAAUGACGGAGACCUCUCAAGUAUCACUACUUUCGGUGAAAAUGACCCAAACAACUGUAGAAAUAUUGUGUCUCAACUUCUCAAGUCUUCUUAACGUACACUUGAGGUACUCAAUAUCGAAGACGCGGUAGUCGAAACGUCGUAAUAACUUAAGAGACGCGCGUAUUUUAAACAACUGUUAAUGAUUUUCAAUAUGACUAGCGGGAUGUAUUUUAUUUAUUUUCACAGAAAUCUAUUUCACAACGGAUUUUAAAGGGUUUAAAAUGAUGUUGCCGAGGCGAAAUUCUUUGAAAGUCUUUACUAGACUCAAGGGCAAGUCGUUAAAAUGUCUGUCGCGGUUUUGCAGUCGAGACGGUAGCAUCUUCACAUAUCAAAGGCUUUACAGUAUAAACUAACAUAAGUAACACAUAAUUGCAAUGUACUGAUAUAAAAGUAACCCUAAAAUUUAUUUGGUCAGUAACUCAUGAUUUGUUGAAGACUAAAUUCAUUGAAAACCUCUCAACUAAAAAUUGAUAUAAAUAGUUGAUUAUAACAAUAACAAUUUAUUGCCAUAAUUUUAUGUGCACUUUCUCGUAUAGACUUGGUUCAAGUCGGGUCUUAUGA